Messenger RNA from Hydra vulgaris (swiftwater hydra), 1248 nucleotides. Its product is annotated as telomeric repeat-binding factor 2-interacting protein 1. Gene Ontology annotation, biological process: regulation of DNA-templated transcription; telomere maintenance via telomere lengthening. The record is from RefSeq and is a predicted model, not a curated record. Lineage: Eukaryota; Metazoa; Cnidaria; Hydrozoa; Anthoathecata; Hydridae. Gene Ontology annotation, cellular component: shelterin complex. Gene Ontology annotation, molecular function: telomeric repeat DNA binding.
UCUAAACAUAAUUUUUUUUUGUUUAAUAAAGAUGGAGAUUUACUAAAUUUGUAAUAGAGUUUUUAUUUUAAAAACAAUUUUCAUUUUUAUGGCUAUUUGUUAAUAUGUCUUGUUAUUUAUCUAUGGAGAAAUACAUUUGAAGAAAAAAAACUAUGAAAGGUCGUGUUCCUUACACUGAGGAUGAUGAUGAGGCAAUUAUUGUUUAUCUUAAGAAAAAUAAGAUAAAGGACUUUGGCCCAGGAAGUGCUAAAGGAGAUGCAAUUUGGCACCAAUUAGAAAGAGAGCAGAUCACAAAUCACUCAUGGCAAUCUAUGAAGGCUCGAUAUAGAGAUAAACUGAUGUAUAAAAUUCAAUCUAUGUCUAUGGUUAAAAUGGUUCCUUCUGGUAAUGAUGUCAUACCAGUAGCUUUACAAAAUGAUACAAAGAAAGAUACAACAUCUUCACAUUUUGGUUCAAGAAAACAUUGUUCAAAAAGUAGACUUUUACCAAAGAAACGAGCUGUGUAUUCUCCAGCAAGUGAAACGGAUCUAUCUUCGAAAGUUGUUUCAAAAAAAUCGAAGUACUUUCAAUAUGAAAUUUCCUCUGUGUUAAAUCAUAAUGAAAUAUCUUUAAAAAAUCCCAAUGACAUCACCAAUAAUGAUGAUGGAGAAAAAAAUAAUUGUAAUGAUGUAUCUGUAUUGAAAAAAAUUGAUUUUAAAGUUCAGAGAAGUAGUUCUUCAGAGAAAACUCAAGUGGUGGAAACAAAUUUUGGAGCAACCAGUGACGCACCACUUUCGCCUUUAACAGUAACUCAGCGUUCUGAUUCAGUUGAUAUGAGUGAUAUAGAUGAUUCUUUCGAUGAUUUUCUUAUACAAGCUGCAAUCUCUUCACAAUUAAAAGAAAAAGGGACUAAUACGCAACCUUUGUUUGACAAUAAUAUUCUUGUUUCAGAUGAAAGACCUGGUACGCUUGAAGAAGAGCAACCCUUUACUUUUGAGGAGUUUAAUUUAAAAAAAGAAAAAUUUCGAUGCUUUCUUCAAGAAUUGGACAAUUACUUGCAAAAAGUAAAAGAUAAUUCGUUUUAAACAUAAAUAUCUCCGCGGUGCUUGAAAUUUUUUUAUAAAUAUGCGAAUAUUAACGUUUUGUAUCAAUAUUAAUUUUACCAAAAGACGAAAAAAGCUAUUUGUUAGUCAAAUGACUUGAUAGCGCCGUUUUAUGUACAUAUACAAGGCAGUUCUAAUUAUUUAAAUAAUUCAUUAAAAUAUCUUA